Toxorhynchites rutilus septentrionalis is the source of this 1412-nucleotide messenger RNA. RefSeq names its product selenide, water dikinase 2 (gene Sps2). The transcript is spliced from 3 exons. Gene Ontology annotation, cellular component: cytoplasm. NCBI's taxonomy places the organism in Eukaryota, Metazoa, Arthropoda, Insecta, Diptera, Culicidae. Gene Ontology annotation, molecular function: selenide, water dikinase activity; ATP binding. The record is from RefSeq and is a predicted model, not a curated record. Gene Ontology annotation, biological process: L-selenocysteine biosynthetic process.
AUUUCUGCCAGUUCAUAAUCCCAAAUAUUUUGUACAAUACAAUAUAAAUCUCUAUCUGUACUUACUGCUACUGUUAUUAAUCAAAUCGAAUUAGUGCUCCGGUCAACAUGUUUGACCCGGUGGAUCACGGCCUAGGUCGUGAUUUUCGACUAACUAAAUUUUCGACGCUUCGUGGGUGAGGUUCGAAGGUGCCUCCGGAUGUCCUUAAUCGGCUUCUGCGAGGAGUCUAUACCGAACAAUUUGCAAACGAACAAUCAAAUGUAGAUGAUAAGAAAGCAGACAGCAUUGAAGGCGUUGGAAUUGGACUCGAUUCGGCUGUUGUACCACUCAAGCAUGAACUUCAAUUAGUUCAAAGCGUCGACUUUUUCUAUCCCCUGAUCGAUGAUCCUUACACGUUGGGACGGAUAGCGCUGGCCAAUGUCGUCAGCGAUUUGUACGCCGUGGGGACGUUGAUGAUCGAUGAUAUCAAACUGAUAUGCUCGGCUCCCACGGAGUUUAGUGACGAGGAGCGCGAUAUUGUGGUUCCAUUGAUUAUCAAGGGGUUUCAGGAUGCGGCUGUUGACACGAGGAGCAGAGUUACAAUCGGAAGUAUUGCGUUGAACCCGUGGUGUAUUAUCGGUGGAACAGCAACUACUGUGUGUCACAAGUCGGAAUUGAUUUUACCCUACAAUGCCCAAGAAGGAGAUAGGCUAGUUCUCACGAAACCUUUGGGUACUCAGCUGGCUACCAAUGCAUUUAUCUGGUUAACAGAAGACUCCGAUAACUGGAAGAAACUAGCGGAACGUUUUGAUUCGACGGAAAUCAAGAAGACUUACUCCAUUGCCGUUGAAUCUAUGUCCCGUUUGAACAAGUCUGGAGCAGAGCUAAUGCACAAAUACCGCGCACAUGCUGCAACCGAUGUUACAGGCUUUGGCCUUUAUGGCCAUGCCGAUAAUCUUGUAAAGUUUCAGAAGAAUUGCGUCGAUUUCGAAAUCGAUACUCUCCCAAUAAUAAGAAACGUCGUAGAAAUAGCGGAAAUCCUCGGAAGAACGACCAAAUUGAUGGCGGGUAAAGCUGUUGAAACAUCGGGUGGGUUACUAAUCAGCCUUUCAGCGGACCAGGCGGAACCAUUUUGUGACGAGUACACAAGGAUCUCGGGACACAACGCGUGGAUCAUUGGGCGAGUAGUGAAGGGAAGCAGAACGACGCGAGUGAGUUCAAAUCCAACGAUACUGACUGUAGAUUGAAACUGUUGUAAUAUAUUGGUUUGAAAACGGGGCCAUAAUUCCGCAGGAGAACGUAUGAAGAUAAUUUUUAAAGGCCGAUCAGCUGGUAAAUUAACGAAAGUAUUUCUAAUCGAAAUUAUGGCGUCGCUUUGGAGCUGCAAUAAAUUGUUUGAUUAAUAAAGUGGUCUGGUUGUACUUAUUUUUAAA